Messenger RNA from Pseudogymnoascus destructans, 396 nucleotides. RefSeq lists its product as uncharacterized. Lineage: Eukaryota; Fungi; Ascomycota; Leotiomycetes; Thelebolales; Thelebolaceae. The coding region runs from base 1 to 396 and encodes 131 amino acids. The record is from RefSeq and is a predicted model, not a curated record. The transcript is spliced from 2 exons.
AUGGCCGACCUUCUACUCUCUGAACGAGGCGAGAGCCCUGUUGGGAAGAACUGGACUACUACCUUUAUUAAGCGUCGUACGGAAAUUAAAUCAAAGUUCAGUCGGAACUCGUCAGGGGGAGGCUCAUUGGCUGGAGAUUGGCUGGAGGAGAGGUCAGGCUCCGAAUCAUCCUGCACGGUUCAGAUAGAGAGGGGUCCCAACAAUGAGCUGGUCAAGGAUGUAACGAGCAACGAAUGUCCUGCUGACCUGGGAAGGUUUAAUAAGUGGGAGAGGGGCCGCAAUGACGACCUGGUCAAGGAUGCAACGAACAUCCUGCUGAGAAAAAGAGGGUCAUUGGCAGUAGGAGAGGUCAGGUUUCAGCUCGAACUGUCUAGUUCAGCUGGAGAAGGGCUGUAA